UCUAGUGGAGAGUCUCCGAACAGCUCCGCUCUGUUAAUUAAACGCUAAUUGCCCCAGGUGUUGAGGGGUUGCAUUAGCUUUUCGUGUUGUCGUCGUUGUAUUAUUGCGAUUCUCCUCGCGUUUUUAAUAGCACAGCAGUGAACAUGUGUAAAAAGUAUAUAUUUAUUUUAAUACUCUCUCUUAACUGGACCGAAGCGGACCCUGAUGCUGAAGGGGAUAAUAACGUGAACGCUUCGGUGGAAACGAACUGCGUCUUUGGCAAAGGAUGUUACAACCAGGCUGGCAUGCGUGUGUUUUCUCCUAAGGAUAAGGAUAAGGAUGAGGAUGAGAGCCGGAUUAUAGGUGGGCAGGAGGCAUGGGCACAUUCAUGGCCAUGGCAGGUUUCCCUGCAGUACUCAGAUAUUCCAGCCUGCGGGGGGGCCCUCCUCGACCUGCGGUGGGUUGUUACGGCCAGCCACUGCUUCAGGCGUUAUAAUAAGGCGUCACUGUGGAAAUCUGUGGUUGGAAUGCAUGAUUUGGAGAAUCUGAAUGAAUCCUGCCGUCAAACCGAAUUGGUGGAAAAAAUCAUCUCUCACAAGGAGUACAACCAAAAGACAAAUGAGAAUGAUAUUGCCUUGGUGAAACUGCGGAGUCCCCUGCUGUUUAAUAACUGUGUGAGGCCUGUCGGCAUCUUAAACCUUGAUUUGUCCCCUCGUGAAACCUGCACCGUCACUGGCUGGGGCGCCAUCAGAGAGAAUGGGCCUCGUGCCUCCACACUUCAAGAGGUCAAUGUAACUAUUUUGGCGGUGGAAACAUGUAACAAAUAUUACAAAGGGAAAGUGUAUAAAAAUAUGUUGUGUACUGGAGCGGAUGCUGGCGGAAAGGAUGCAUGUCAGGGCGACUCUGGUGGGCCUCUCUCAUGUUUCACAGGUGAGAGGUACAAGCUUGCUGGAGUGGUCAGCUGGGGGGUUGGAUGUGGUCGGGCCCAAAAACCUGGGAUCUACACCAAUCUAUACAACUACAGACAAUGGAUCGAGUCUUCAAUGCAUGAUGAAGCCAUUUCCGAAAGCCCUGGCACCAGUUCAACUGUGCAGUGUGGUCAGGCCAAGGUGGAUCCCUGCCAACUGCCUGCUGGUUUGGCACAGCUGGUGUCCUCAAAGGACGGCACAUUCAAGGUGGAGAACGUGAGCGAGGCCUGUCCGAACUCCUGGCCGUGGCACGUCAGCCUCCAGAGCCACGAUACACAUUACUGUAGCGGCGUCCUCGUUCAUUCGCGCUGGGUUCUGGCACCGCGCCACUGCCUCACCAAGGCUGGAGAUGUUGCGGUCUUGGGAGCUCAUGACCUGAACUUCAUGUCGGGUCAGACUACAGCUGUGGAAAGCGUGCAGAGUUUGAAUUACACUGGCAGCUUCCCCCCACUCUCUGAUCUCUCCAUGAUCCGCUUAUCAGUCCCAGCUCGAAUUGGGCCGAUGAUAUUUCCAGUGUGCAUAACAGCUAAAGAUGAUGAAAUGGUUAAUGAAGACACCUCGUCUUGUGUGACAACUGGCUGGGGACCAAGAAAAACUACCUUGGAUCUGCAUCCUGAUAUCCUACAUAUGGCCAGAGUUAAGCCUCUUUCUGAGAAAGCCUGUAAGACUGACUGGGGCGACCGUUUCAGCAUGAAGUCCCUUCUGUGUACGGAUGCAGCAGCCUCCGCCUCCUGCUUGGGGGACUCUGGCGCACCCCUUAUGUGUGAAAGAAGUGGGGUCUACUACCUUGUAGGACUAACAACAUGGGGCGCCAAUAAAUGUGAACCUCGGAAACCGGCUGUGUUUACUCGAGUAUCGACCUAUCACUCAUGGAUACAAACUUGUAUCAAAAAUGCCUAAUAUCUAUAAUAAAGAUGUA
Molecule: messenger RNA, 1866 nt
Organism: Puntigrus tetrazona (Sumatra barb)
Lineage: Eukaryota; Metazoa; Chordata; Actinopteri; Cypriniformes; Cyprinidae
Gene: ovch1
Product: ovochymase 1
Exons: 13
Coding region: 144-1847 (567 amino acids)
Biological process (GO): proteolysis
Molecular function (GO): serine-type endopeptidase activity
Source: RefSeq, a predicted model, not a curated record